AUGGGUUCAUUCUGUUUAUAUUAUAUUAAAGACAGAAACUGGUGGGAUUGUGUUCCUAGUAAAGGUUCAGGAUGGGCAUCGAAAAGUAUUUGUAAGGUAAAGGAUGAGAUGAAGGAAGGUUUUGAGCUUAAACAUUGGGCUGAGACUGGUUAUUCAAUCAGAGAUGGGUAUGGUUGGUUACAAGGGGAUCAACCUGCUGUCAGAUGGACUCAUUGGAUCUGGAAUAAAUUUAAUGUUCCUAAGCACUCAUUCAUAGCUUGGCUUGCUAUUCAUGACAUACUGAGAUUGAGAAAAAGGUUAUGUAGGCUAGGAAUUUGUACUGAAGAGACCUGUUUGUUAUGUGGAUCUGAACCCGAGACAUUGCAGCACCUAUUCUUUAGUUGCAGAUAUAGUAAAACAUGUAUGACUAAUAUUUGCAACUGGAUUGGUUUAAAUGUCAGAGUGUGUGAUAUUGAAAGUGCUUGGAAAGACUGGACCAGGGGUAUAAAAGACCAGGUAAAGAGGAAUUUUGUACUUGCUGCCCUCACUGCAUUGCUAUAUCAUAUCUGGCUUAUUAGAAACUACUCAUACUGGCAGAAGGCUGUGAUUCACCCUGGUAAGCUCUAUAAGGUGAUUAGACUAGAGGCCUUACUGAGUGUAUCUUAG
Chenopodium quinoa (quinoa) is the source of this 645-nucleotide messenger RNA. RefSeq lists its product as uncharacterized. Bases 1 to 645 code for a protein of 214 amino acids. The transcript has 2 exons. The record is from RefSeq and is a predicted model, not a curated record. NCBI's taxonomy places the organism in Eukaryota, Viridiplantae, Streptophyta, Magnoliopsida, Caryophyllales, Amaranthaceae.